Funneliformis mosseae is the source of this 1005-nucleotide messenger RNA. The record is from the annotation of a GenBank genome assembly. Lineage: Eukaryota; Fungi; Glomeromycota; Glomeromycetes; Glomerales; Glomeraceae.
AUGGAGAAUCCAAACCAUCAAAUUCCAAAUACCAUGGGCGAAUGGUCAGUACCUCAGAAAAUGGAGAAUCAAAACCAUCAAAAUCUAAAUACCAUGGGCGAAUGGUCAGUUCUUCAGAAAAUAAUGAAUCAAAACCAUCAAAAUCCAAAUACCAUGGGCGAAUGGUCAGAUAAAGCCAUGGAAAGAAAACUACAUUUGGAAAGGGUAAAGAGAGCUGUGGAGAAUAAUUAUAAUUUUACUGAAAACGUGAAACGAAACAUGACUAUAUAUACUGUUUUCUACUCCAUUACAUUUAUACUUGGAGUAGUUUUUGUUUAUGUAAAUGCACAUUUUUCAAUAGAACUGACUGUUCCAAGAAUUGUAAGGAAUUCCAUAGCUGGGACUGGUACUUUUGCUAGUCUUGUGACAAGUAUGAAAACUAUUUCGGAAACUUUAAGUUCAGCUCGUACAAAGGAAAUUACUAUCUCGGAAAUUGAUUUAAAUAUAGCUAACCUCGCUACAGAAUAUGGUCCUGAUGUUAAAAACUUGAAAGUGUUGAAAGAACUUAUCCAAUCUCGGAAUAAUAAAUUAGAAAAAUUGACGUUUCGUCGUUCUUUGUGGGCAUUUUUUUGUUCUAUUAUUUUAAUUGUAGUUAUUAUUCUGGACUUUAAUUUUAAUGACCUUGUUACAUCGUUUAUUUUGGAUGGAAUUCUUUGUUUUGUUGGGUUUUUUGGUAACCCUGACCAGCACCUUGAACCUCACAGUUGGUUUAAAAGGAAGCGUAACGCAUUACUAGAUGUUAUGCUUUUCAUUUGUCUGUAUUUGUUGGGUUUAGUUUCACCGGAUAGUGGUACAGAGAAACCAUCAGAGCAAAAAUAUUUGUUGGAGGAUAUAAAAUAUAAACAGUAUGUCAUUUCUCGUGUCACUUUUCAACAGAGAAAUCGUAAAGGUCAUGUGAUUAAUGGUGAAAGUGAGAAAGAGAAAGUAGAACAAAUUUUACAUGGUUUAGGAAACGAGAUUGUUUAA